Anguilla rostrata (American eel) is the source of this 5447-nucleotide messenger RNA. It is a transcript of the gene c4, whose product is annotated as complement component 4. Bases 187 to 5307 code for a protein of 1706 amino acids. The record is from RefSeq and is a predicted model, not a curated record. Gene Ontology annotation, molecular function: endopeptidase inhibitor activity; protein binding. Gene Ontology annotation, cellular component: extracellular region. Gene Ontology annotation, biological process: complement activation. NCBI's taxonomy places the organism in Eukaryota, Metazoa, Chordata, Actinopteri, Anguilliformes, Anguillidae. The transcript is spliced from 42 exons.
UUGCAAAACUCCCCCUGUCCUGCCAACUUUUGUGCUGGAAUUGAGGGACCCUGGGCAGUGAGCUCAUUUUGAUGACCUCGUUGCAGUCGAGCUGACAGUAUAUGGUAGAGCUCAUGAGCUGACAGAAUACUGGAGCGAAACUGAGUUUGUAGAAGAGCCAGAACUUCCUUCUGCUGAGCAGUGGAGAUGGAGUUAGCCAUUCUCCUCAUCAUAUCUGCUCUGGCUGCUGUGACUGCGCAGACGCCACCGUAUCUGAUCACAGUCCCGAGCAUUGUUCAUGUGGGUGUGGAAGAGACUGUGACAGUGCAGCUCCAUGCGGCCACCAAGCCUGUGACCAUUACACUGUACUUUGAGCAUCAGAACAAUGUGCUGUCAGACAGACAGAGCGUCACACUCACUGAAGGCAACAGCUACCAGGCAGUGGUCAAACUAAAGGUCAAGCCAGACCUGUACAAGGAUGUGAAGUUUCAAGGUACGAAAACCUAUGUCCACCUGGUGGCAGAGGGGAACGAUGUUUUUGGGGGACCUAAAAGGGCAACUUGCCUUUUGUCCACCAGAAAGGGCUACAUCUUUAUCCAGACCGACAAACCCAUCUACAACCCAGGGGAAACAGUAAGUUUCAGAAUCUUCACAUUAGACAAUUACAUGAGGCCCACAGACGAGACCAUCAACCUAAAAAUAUUUAAUUCCAAGGGUUUGAUGGUAUACAGAGGAGACGUUAAGUCAGAACAAAUUUACGAGAGACACGUGGACAUCCCUGGUGUUGAGCCGGCUGGCUAUUGGAAAAUCGUUGCCUCGUUCAGUAACUUGCCCAUGUCCAACACCUCCGUGGAGUUUGAAGUCAGGGAAUAUGUUCUUCCGUCGUUUGAGGUGAAGAUUGAGCCGGUUAAAAAAUACCACCUGCUGAAGGACGAAUCAUUCAAAUUUGGCGUGUCUGCAAGGUACACCUACGGCAAGGGUGUCAAUGGCAUCGCUUACGUGAGAUUUGGGAUUAUUGAUGAACAAGGCAAUAAAACCUUCCUGCCAGGCCUUGAAAAACAGACUGCUAUACGGGAUGGAAAUUCCGAAAUCGCGCUCCUCACGAAGGACCUGCGAGAAAAAGCGGAAAGUCUCAACGCCGACAUCGAAGGCCGUCACGUUUACAUCGCGGUUACGGUCCUCGAAACCGCCAGCGGAGAGCUAGAGGAGGCUGAGAGCAGCUCAGUGAAGAUAGUGAAUUCUCCUUUUAGCAUAGACCUCUCAAAAACCAAGAGGUACUUCACACCUGAGGGAAUGUUCUCCAUUCUGGCCACUACUACCUACCCUGAUGGGACCCCUGCCCCAGGCUUGCUAGUGAAAGCCUCAGUUCAGGCCAAAGGGGAGAUCACAGAGAGGAUUGAGAUCACGGAGAAAUCAGGAAACAACGAUGGGGAGGUCGCUCUCCAGUUCAAAGUUCCCCGCCUGGCAGCGUCCUUGGACAUCAAGGUGUUCGCGAAUGGCGAAGACCAGGACGUCGUGCUCAGCGACGCGCACAUGACGGCCACCGCCACCAGCUCCGAAAGCAAGAGUUACCUGAGUGUGGAGGUGCCACACCUCGUUCUACAAAAGGGGCAGGAAAUGAAAGUGACUUUCAGAGACAUCACACCUCCUGGACGAAAAAGGCCCACGCACAUCUAUUACAUGAUUUUUAGCAAGGGCAGAGUGGUUAAGAUGGACAAAGUGCAAAGGUCAGAGGUCACGUCCAUCAGUCUGCCAUUCAGCUACGACCUGGUCCCUACGUUCCGCGUACUGGCCUAUUAUUUUACCGGCCCCACGGAGUUUGUGGCAGACUCAGUGUGGGUGGACGUGGAAGAUGUCUGCGAAGGCCAGGUGCGAAUCCAGCCAUUUGAGAAGGAAUAUAAACCUGGGGCAAAUGUAGAUGUAGUGAUUCACACAGACCAGGCGGAGAGAGUCGCGUUGGUUGCCGUGGACACCGCAGUGUACAUUCUCAACAAACAGAACAAACUCACUGCCCAGAAGAUGUUUGAUUACAUGAACUCGUAUGACCUGGCCUGCUCCAAGGGCGGAGGGAAAGACCAUCGGUCUGUUCUCACCGACGCUGGCCUCACUUUCAUCUCCAGCUUUGCAGAAGCACCAGAUGCUACAGGUUUGAGCUGCCACAGUGUGAGACAGAAGAGGGCGACAGCGAAGCAAUAUUCCCAGGAAUUCUCUGCCAUUGUGAACAAGUACAACCAGCCGGAGAAGAGGAAGUGCUGCAACGAUGGGGCGCGGCUGCACCUGCGGAUGACGUGCGAGCAGCGCCAGGCCAAGACCCGCCACCGCUCCGCCGCCUGCCAGGAGGCCUUCCUGCAGUGCUGCCGGGACGCCGCGGCGCUCCGCGACAAGAUCCGGCAGGCCCAGAGGAGGCAGAGCGUCGCCAGAACUGGGGGUGACGAUAACCUGGACGCGUUGAACGAGGCCUUCAUCCACCUCCGCAGCUAUUUCCCACAGAGCUGGAUGUGGCAGAUUAAGCAUGUGGAUGCCUCAGGCACUGUCAGACAUAAUGAUAACCUUCCAGACUCCAUCACCACCUGGGAAAUUCAAACUAUUGGAAUCUCUCAAGGGAAGGGGUUCUGUGUGGCUGAACCACAGCGGCUGAAAGUAUUCCAGGACUUCUUUGUCUCACUAAAACUACCUUACUCAGUGAAAAGGAAUGAGCAGCUGGAGGUGAAAGCAGUGGUGUACAACUACAAGACAGAGCCCUUAGAGGUGACCGUUAAGAUGGCCUCCGCCGAGGGACUCUGCACCGCGGGCGGCGGCGGGGACGCGGGCGUGCGUACCGUCAGCGUGCCGGCGAACUCGGCGGUGCCCGUGUACUUCACCGUCAUCCCCCUGAAGGUGGCCAGGAUCCCCAUCCACAUGACCGCCUUCGCCUCCCAGAGCGCGGCCGACCAGAUAAAGAAGUACCUCAACGUGGUGGGUGAAGGGGAGCUUGUCUCUGUGCCAACAGAAUACAGCCUUGAGGCCAGAGGGGCUAAAGUGCUGGAGAUCGACAUCCCAGAACCCGCUGAUGCCAUCCCGGGACUGGAGUCUGCAGCUUCCAUCAGUAUCCGAGGUGGUGUCAUGGGAGAAUCAGCAGAUAAUUGCCUGAACCUGGAGGGCAUAGACAGGCUCAUAGAGCUCCCCACCGGCUGCGCGGAGCAGACCAUGGUGAAGAUGUCCCCGGCCAUCAACGCCAUGAAGUACCUGGACGCCACCGACCAGUGGCUGUUCCUCAGCCCCCAGCGGAGGGGCGAAGCCAAGGCCAUGAUCCAGAGCGGCUACACCACGGUCCUGACGCACAUGAAAAACGAUGGCUCGUAUGGGGCUUUUAAAACGACUCCCAGCAGCAUUUGGUUGACGGCAUUCAUUGCGAAAGAGCUGACCCGUGCCAGAGACAUCAUAGCAGUGGAAGACUCCUACAUUCUGCGCUCUGUUUCUUAUUUGGUGUCCAAACAGCAGAGCAAUGGGGCAUUCACUGAUCCCAACCCUGUCUAUGACCGGACCAUGCAGGGCGGAGUUGGAGGGGUUGAAGGAGACGUGUCGCUGACGGCUUUUGUGCUGGUGACGAUGGUGCACUCCGUACCCGUGUUCCCCACCGCAGAAGGAACCAAAACGAGAAUGGCGAUGAUGCAGGCUCAGGACUACCUGGAGGGGAAGCUGGACUCCUUGCAGAGGCCCUUCGCGUUGGCGAUCACGGCCUACGCCCUCUCUCUGGCCUCCCCAGGGAGCGCCGCUGCCACGCGCGCCAAAGGCAAACUCAGGGAAAUGGCCACGUGUGACGACGCAAAGGGCACCUGCCACUGGGAAGCUAAGGAGAACCUGAGACUGGCAGGGGAGAAGAAAGCCACACAGGUCCCCAAGGCCGACUCCAUCUCCGUGGAGACGACGGCGUACGCCCUGCUGGCGGCGCUGUCGAGGGACGAGCAGGACCUGCAGCACGCCACGAAGAUCGCCAGGUGGCUCACUGAGCAAAGGCAGUAUGGAGGCGGGUUCCGUUCCACACAGGACACGGUUGUGGCCCUGGAGGCCCUAGCCGCGCUCAGUGGGAGAAUCAAUGACGUUGAGGGCCUGGACCUCAACGUGGAGCUCUGCCUGAGCAAGAGCAGGAGGGAGAAGGUGCGCCUCACCAAGAGAAAUGCCCUGACCCAGCCCUCCUUCCAGGCCACACCAGGAAGUAAAGUUACCGUUGACGUCACGGGUACAGGAAAUGGAACUUUGUCGCUCCUUCAGACCUAUAGGUCGAUGAAAAGGGCUGUCUUGUACUGUGAUUAUUACCAAUUAAGCGUCAGCUUGGAAGGGGAGGUUGCAUACCAGCCGGUUGUGGAUGGUGAGCCGGACCUGGAUGACUACUAUAACUAUGAGGCGGGGGAGGCGAGGGAGGAGCCUAUGGACAGGGUGGAGUGGUUCGACCUGCGCACACGCAGGAAGCGCCACGCCCCUUCAGAGCCAGAGAGGGAGACCUCCCUCAUCUACACGGUCUGCGUCAGCAUGAAAGGAAGGAACUCUACAGGAAUGGCCAUAGUGGACAUCUCACUCUUGAGCGGAUUGGAACCAAACAUGCAGGAUCUCGAAGAUCAAGUGAAGGGCACAGAAAAGUAUAUUGACCAUUACGAUCUUGGGAAGAACAAAGUAUAUCUGUACUUUAAUCAGAUCACAGAGAAUACUGAUUGUGUGACCUUCGGAGCCAAACAGAUCACGCCCAUGGGACUGGUACAGCCAGCCAGCGCUGUCAUCUAUGACUAUUAUAAUCCAGACCGAAGGUGCAGCGUGUUUUACAGCGCGCCUCAGAAGAGCACCAUGCUCUCGAAGCUGUGCAGCGGAGACGUGUGUGCCUGUGCUGAGGGUCACUGCCCAAAGACUAAAGUCACAUUUAGCAAGAACAUGCAAGAGGACACCCGCAAGGAGUACGCCUGUUUCUCUCCCGUCGUAAGCUACGUGUAUGUGGUCAAGGUCCUUAACUCAACUGAAGAUGGAGUGUUUCAAUAUUACACCGUGACGGUCACCAGAGUCUUGCAGAUUGGGCCGGAUGAAACCGUCCGCGCAGACGUGGUGCGCGAACUGGUUCAGAGGAAGUCCUGCGAUGAGUUUCAAAUGAAGAGCGGCAGGGACUACCUCGUAAUGGGCGGGGCCUCCACCGUCACACGCACCCGUGAUGCCAAUGGAGAGUUCAGGUACCUCCUUAGCAACGAGGUGUGGGUCGAAGAGAUACCAGAGGAGAGGAAGUGCCAAGCGACCAAGAAUCGCAACGCCUGCCAGCUCCUGAACGCCUUCAUGGAGCAGUACGAACUGCAGCAGUGUGCCAUCUAACCCUUUAACAGUAAAAUCCCGGGAGCCCCUGGGCUCUAGGCUUUAGCGUCUGCCUCUAGCAUUAACAACCACUGAGCCUUCAGUUAAGAGCUAGGCUCUCCUACAAUGACGACGAUGUAGAAAUAAAUGUAGCAAAAACA